This is a messenger RNA of Mytilinidion resinicola, 2100 nucleotides long. RefSeq lists its product as uncharacterized. Gene Ontology annotation, molecular function: zinc ion binding; nucleic acid binding. The coding region runs from base 1 to 2100 and encodes 699 amino acids. Lineage: Eukaryota; Fungi; Ascomycota; Dothideomycetes; Mytilinidiales; Mytilinidiaceae. The record is from RefSeq and is a predicted model, not a curated record. The transcript is spliced from 2 exons.
AUGACUAGGAAGAGCCUCCAGUGUGCUAAGGGCAAAUACACGGAGAAAGGUCGACCUUCUAAGGCCGCUAAAGCUACCAGCGAUUCAGAUGUGCAGCUCAUCUUAUCUCGUGGUUCCUCGAAGUCCCGUCGUUGCUCUGAGACGAAGACGUCUCCAAAGUCUUCCGAACCCGGCUCCCCAGAGAUAAGCCCGUCGACCCGCCCGAGUACCCCUACUUCGCCUCUAGUCGACGAAGGCAGCUUCGAUAAGUCAACUGUCGAGACGAAAGAUGUGGCAAUCAGUAUGCGUGAUACCAAGGAUCAGCCUUAUAGUAUCGUACCAAUUCGCCCACCAAUAAUGCCCGAGGAGACUUCGCGUAGCCCCACAUCUCCGUCAAAGCAGCCAUUAGCACAGCCUAAAUCAGCUACUUGCAGCGAGGUCGAUAAUUUCGAGGUCCAACUCGAAGCCUCUAAGAUCGAACAGGAUGAUGUGGCGUUCCAAGUGGAAGAGAAUGAGCCAACUGCUAACGGUACGAAACUAGCUAGCCUCCGUCUAAGUUUCGACAACUUCUGCAAGCAGAUGGCGCAAAUUAGGUAUUGCCAGGAAGUACUGGAAAACAAAGAUCCAGAGCAUGUAAAGAUGCUGGCGUCAGCGUCUAAGGACAAGACCUUGCUCGUCAGUUGCCAGAUGGAGGCCCUAGACAAGAUGAGUCGAGAAAUUCUCGUGAUGCGGGCGUUGAUAGAGAGCUCCGAGGGGAAAGAUGGCAAAGAGGUCAGUGGCUCAGAGGUUGACUACAUCGCUGUGAUCGAGGAAACGUGCACCGCGCGUGAGGACCAGACUCAGAUCACGUCUCCGGACAUCCUCCCAUGGACCAUCCCAAUGAAAGCCGGCUCUGAUGUUAUUACCUACACCAUCGAGAAGGCCGUCUUCGAUGAGGCUUCAUCGGUUCAGCAAGGUGUGCUGUCAGCCUCCCCGGCGGAACCACCGCUUGACCUUGUCAUCUCUGUGACAGUUCCAUUCACUGAGUCGAGCAAGCCCCUGGCUGAAUUCAAGGAAGACAUCGACUGUCGAGAUGGAAAUGACCAUCUGACCUUAUCCCUCGACGCCCCGUCAACCUCGCCGGUCGAAGCAGCUCCGGAGUCCACCACCGAUGCCGUCGAGGUAAAUUCCAGCGAGGUCGUGGAAACAGUGAUCAAUGAUAUCCUGGACAAGACUGCAGCAAUUUCGGUCGUACAGCCAGGUGUUCCAUCAAAAUACACGAUUGAGCUAUCUUGUGACUCUAUCAAUACUGUCAUGGAGCCUUCUCUUACGUUGCUCGAGGCCCCAUCAACUCCGUCUGACGUUACUAUGAUCGACUGCCCUAACGCGGCUCUAGAGGGCUCAACUAUCUCUCAGGCCCAAACUUCUGACCCCAUGACUACAUCGGUUGAGGAGAACCGUGCCGAACAACAGGAUUUAGCCGCAGAUACUGUCGUCAGCAGCCAUGCAGGCACCGCUGAAGUCGAGGGGUUCGAGCUGGGUUCUGAAGAUCAGGACACACAGAGCGUCGCCAUCCUAAAGGCCGAGAAACCCGUCGAGAAACCCUCAAUGUCCAUGUACAUUCCCCCCUCCCUUAGGCGCCAAAAUCUAGUCACCAAGCCCACGAACUCGGUUUCAACAGUUCCACCAAAGGCCACUGCAGAGCCGACUAUCACUAAGAGCAUCCCUAUCUCUCCCCUGCCGCAGCCUACCCCGAAGGUAGAACCCAUCUUCGAUUCGCCACUGCGGAAUUAUCAGACCGUGCCCCCGCCAGCGAGCCUGAAGGCACGCCCCGCACGUAACCCCCCGAAGACCACCCCAGGUCACAACAAUGCCCCCCGCAUGGACCCUAAGCAGUUCCAGGAGCGCCGCGCUCGCUUGAUUAAGGAGGGCAAAUGCUUCAAGUGUGAGAAGCAAGGCCACACGACCCGCGAUUGCCCAACCAAACAAACCACUCACCGCUAUACGAAGAAUCCACGCGUCGGUGCCGUUUCACACCCCAGACAAUCCGCCGCGGUUACGAAGGCCGUUCCCAUGACUAAGGCCGUUCCCAUGACUAAGGCCGUCCCUAUGAGCAAGGCCGUCCCUAUAACCAAGGAAUAG